Alosa alosa (allis shad) is the source of this 491-nucleotide messenger RNA. Its product is annotated as fucolectin-4-like. The record is from RefSeq and is a predicted model, not a curated record. The transcript is spliced from 2 exons. The annotation marks the transcript as partial. NCBI's taxonomy places the organism in Eukaryota, Metazoa, Chordata, Actinopteri, Clupeiformes, Clupeidae.
GUGAGAAUUACCCUGGGAAUCUCUGGGAGUUCUCGCCAGGUGAGAAUGUGGCUUUAAAAGGGAAAGCCACUCUGUCUGACCUUUAUGGACAUGGCAUUGCAUACAAUGCUAUUGAUGGAAAUCGUGAUGGCAUAUAUGAUCAUGGCUCCUGUGCUCAUACAAAAGUUCAUCUCAGCCCUUGGUGGAGAGUGGAUUUGCUCCAAAAAUAUAAAGUCUUCUCUGUGAUAAUCACCACCGAGGUUAGGGUUCCAGAGAGACUGGAUGGGGCUGAAAUCCGAAUAGGAAAUUCUCUCGUUGACAAUGGUGUCAACAACCCCAGGUGUGACAUAAUCUCGUCUAUUCCUGCUGGGUUUUCCGUGACCUAUGAGUGCAAUGGGAUGGAGGGACGCUAUGUUACUGUGGUGAUUCCUGGACGUAUAGAGCAUCUAAUACUCUGUGAAGUGGAGGUAUAUGGAUUGCCACUGUCAUCCACAUUUUUUAGUAACAACUAG